AUGCCGGACAAGUCGUACAAGAUCACCAGCACUGGCCAAAACGACCAGGGCAACCACUACUGCCACCGUGAUUUCGGUGAUAGUGCCCCAAACCAGAAUAGCUACCACUAUUCCAACCAGGACGGCUCUUACUACUACUCCAACUCCAAUGGCAGCAAGUACUACAAUGACGGCCAGGGCAGCUCGAAGUACACCGCUCCCUCGGGCUCGGGCUCGGGCUCGGGCACCUCGUCCGAGAAGAAGUGA
Penicillium waksmanii is the source of this 246-nucleotide messenger RNA. RefSeq lists its product as uncharacterized. The transcript is spliced from 3 exons. Lineage: Eukaryota; Fungi; Ascomycota; Eurotiomycetes; Eurotiales; Aspergillaceae. Bases 1 to 246 code for a protein of 81 amino acids. The record is from RefSeq and is a predicted model, not a curated record.